Nematocida major is the source of this 513-nucleotide messenger RNA. RefSeq lists its product as uncharacterized. Bases 1 to 513 code for a protein of 170 amino acids. The record is from RefSeq and is a predicted model, not a curated record. Lineage: Eukaryota; Fungi; Microsporidia. The transcript has a single exon.
AUGGCUAAAGAGCAGAAGAAAGGAAUUCAAUUGGCGAAUUUGCUAGAGAAAAAGCUUAAAAUGAACAAACUGCACGGACUGCAGGAUUUAUACGUGAUGGUCAAUGGCGUGCAGAUGGCGAUUCGGGAUGUAGUCGCAUACCACAUCCACGACACCGAUAUGGUCUACGUUGUUGGGCCGUUGCAGCCAGCUGUCAAAACGGCAAAACAGGCUGCCUUGAAGAGGAAGGCCCAGAGGGAGGCCCGAGAGCAGGCAAUGAAGGAGCACCAGCACACAGCAGAGUGCGCGCACGGCGAGGAGGCCAGAAGUCUCUCCGAAGAGGACGAGGUAGACGUUGUGGAAGACGCUGUCGUUGAAGAGGAGGCUGCAAAGGCCGCUCCGGAGGUUGCCAUCACAGAGGAUGAUAUUAAGGUGGUGGUAGAGCAGGGCGGUGUCUCCCACGAGGAGGCUGCCAAGCUGCUCAGAGAAAACGGAGGAGACCCUCUUUCCAUUCUUAUGAUGCUGGGGAAGUAA